Molecule: messenger RNA, 2397 nt
Organism: Botrytis cinerea B05.10
Lineage: Eukaryota; Fungi; Ascomycota; Leotiomycetes; Helotiales; Sclerotiniaceae
Gene: Bczrt3
Product: Bczrt3
Exons: 3
Coding region: 647-2110 (487 amino acids)
Biological process (GO): zinc ion transmembrane transport
Cellular component (GO): membrane
Molecular function (GO): zinc ion transmembrane transporter activity
Source: RefSeq, a predicted model, not a curated record
GAUUUUGUUAUUGAGAAUGGCUUAAUAAUAUUUAUCGUGUAUUGAUUCUUGUCAAUAUUGACAUUGCUGUUGUUAUUGUUAUUGUCAUUCUAUGAACGAUCAUUAUCACCAUCUUCAUUAUUGUACAGUAACCUAUGACACAAGACAAUUCAUUCCUAUAGCCGCGAAAACCUGUGAAUAUUCUCUUCCUUGUUCACUCGUUCCCUCUUUCACUCUCUUCCACCAUUGCUCUGUUACUUCCUUCAUAGUUUGUUAAGUUUGCUUCGCAGCUGUUAGAUUCACCUAGAAUCCUGAUAUCCUCCUGCUUCUCCCGAGACUUUGUCUUCUUUACUUUGGAACUGUAUUUGCACUUGGCUGGUCACUCAUAGCUACAUCGAUUUGAUCUGCAUCUAUCCCACUGCGACAACACAUGCAACAAUACCACCUCCAAUAUUACCACCCUCUGCAACAGCAUCGGGGAUAACCUGCGACAUCCCAUACAGUCACUUUUGACCUAGUUCGUCCUUGUGCCACCUUGUAUUGGACACAUUUUGGAGUUAUCACUUGUAUAUCAACCCCGCAGACAGAGACAAAGAGAGAGAAAGACAGAGAUCCUUUGAGGAGGCAAGAAUAUAUCACCAUAAAGUUGGCAUCACAAACCGUCAGUAUGGAGGCAGACUCGUUGGAUAAUGAUAUGAGAGGCUGGAUUAUGGCUAUUAUCAGUGGAAUAGCAUGUGUUAUUGGUAGUUGCAUAAUAUGCAUAGAUCUGUUGAUUAGAUACAUCCCCAGCAAGAAGAAUUUCAGGAUACAAGAUAACAAUGCUUUCCUAGCUGCAUCUUUAAGUUUGAGUUUUGGUGUAAUGAUAUUCUCUUCAUUAUAUAGCAUGCUCCCAUCAUCGAAAAAAUAUCUAAUGCAGGGUGGUUAUACAGCUCAAGCUGCUGCAUGGACUCUUUUGGCUUGUUUCGCUGCAGGAUUUAUUGGCAUACAAAUUGUCUCGAGGCUCAUGCAUCAGUUUAUCCCCUCGCAUGUCUCACAUUGCGACCAUUCUCAUAAUCAAGAUGCAACGCACCAUGACCACGACCACAGCCACGGCCACGGCCACAAUCACCAAAUCCUCGACGGCUUUGACGGUCACCAUGAUAAUCAUCUUCCACUAUCAAAAUCGAGUUCCCAUGUAGCAGUCAAUCAAGCAAACAGUGUGAUGACGGAAUCUACACCACUUCUCGCUCCACAUGUUGGAGAGAAUGGAAAGCCUCCAGUAGAAGGUCUUGCGCCACCAAAUAAAGAUUCUCAGCCAAGCAAUCGCCGCCAAUCCCAUAAUCUUACCAGGCGACCAUCGCUCAUGGUAGUUCAUGACAGGGUAAUGUCUUUUGUAAAGGAUAGGAAGGCCAAUUGUGAUGAGAGUGGACCAUGUUUUGGAUAUUCUGACCUUUGCGGACGAGAAUGCUUAAAAACCCCCAUCAGUACAAAAACUCCUUACACGGCGCGAACUCCCACGGGCACCUUGUCAACCCGAUCUCAUUCUUUCACACUACCAGAAGAAGAGGCUCCAGAUAAUUCAGAACAACUACGCAGGGUGACUUCCGAAACAGAAAUGGCUAGUUGUCAUGACUCUGACAUUGAAGCUCAACAACAUCAUCAUCAUGUCCCCGAAAACGCAUUUAUGGAUAUUGGUCUUCAAACAAGUAUAGCCAUUGGAUUACAUAAGUUACCAGAAGGGUUCAUUACAUUUGCUACAAACCAUGCAAACCCUGAACUUGGAGUUUCUGUCUUCUUAGCUUUACUUGUUCAUAACAUUACCGAAGGAUUUGCAAUGGCUCUACCAUUAUACUUAGCACUUGGUAGUCGACCACGAGCUAUCUUUUGGAGUUCCUUCCUCGGGGGUGUCUCACAACCAGCCGGUGCCGCAAUUGCAGCCGCAUGGUUUGCAAUUGCCGGGCGGGAUGGUCAUGCGCCUAAUAUUGUGGCUUAUGGAUGUAUGUUUGGUAUUACGGGGGGUAUUAUGGCUAGUGUCGCAUUGCAUCUUUUUGCGGAGUGUCUGGGUCUGAAUCAUAAUAGAAGUCUGUGCAUCUCUUUUGCAUUUGUGGGCAUGGCGUUAAUGGGUAUGAGUAACGCACUUACCUCUCAAUAAGGAAGUGGAGAGAUGGGAAUGGAAAUCGAAAUGGGUACGCAUUAUGAAUAGAUGAUAGGCGUUUUAUAGGAUAUUAGCAUACCAUGGGAUGGGAUCAUUCAUUUGGAGGGGCCUGGGUGGUUUCUGGGAGUUUUCAGUCAGUCUUUGGUGUGCUUCGAUGGAUGUUAGAUUUUUAGUUGCAAAGUUCGAUGUAUCAUUAUUUACAGACUUCUAGGUUCGAAAUUGGUGAGCGAACGAUUAGAAAUAUUAAGUAUGUUCAUUAGAGUCAGACUUGGUUAGUAUGAGCA